Messenger RNA from Impatiens glandulifera, 1146 nucleotides. Its product is annotated as DNA damage-repair/toleration protein DRT102-like. Bases 24 to 953 code for a protein of 309 amino acids. Gene Ontology annotation, molecular function: isomerase activity. The transcript has 3 exons. Lineage: Eukaryota; Viridiplantae; Streptophyta; Magnoliopsida; Ericales; Balsaminaceae. Gene Ontology annotation, biological process: carbohydrate metabolic process. The record is from RefSeq and is a predicted model, not a curated record.
GGAGAGCAGUCACAUAUAAUUCAAUGGCGCAGGAGGCGAAUCACCGCCGAUUGAAGAUCAUCGCAGGUGCUGACUCAUUUGGUUGCGCCCUAAAGGACUCAAUUCUGGAAUACCUUCGUUCUAUCAACAUCGAUGUCGAAGAUCUCGGCACAGACAGUUAUUAUUCCGUCGGGGAACAGGUUGGCCGCCGCGUUUCCGCAGCCUCCACCACCGUCUCUGACGUAGAGAUCCGCGGCCUUGUCGCUUGCGGUACUGGAGUCGGAGUCUCAAUCUUCGCCAACAAGUUCCCCGGCGUCUACGCUGCCACAUGUCUGACGACUGGCGAUGCGGAAAACAGUAGAUCUAUCAGUAAUUGCAAUGUUCUCGCUGUUUCCGGCAUGUCUACUGCGCCGGAAUCUGCAAUUGAGAUUGUCAACACCUGGCUCAAUACCCCAUUAAAAGCCCCUUGCCCUGCUUCUGGUUCCAAACCCUGGCCGCCGGAAAUAGAGUCUUUUAUCGACAAUUCAGUAUCGGAAAUGUCAAAAAUAGGAGUUGUUGGUGGUGGUGGUGAAUCUACUGUUCCAACAGAAACCUGCGCAAUUUGCUGUCUUGCAAAGAGCCGAGAAUUCACACCGGUGGAAAUAAUGCCAGGAGGGGAGAUGAAGAUUGUUCGGGAGAAACCAACUUCAGCAAUCGUUCGAUUCAAAGCAGGAAGCGUGGAGCCAGCACACCACCACACGUUUGGACAUGAUCUGAUGGUGCUAAAGGGAAGCAAGAAGAUAUGGAACUUGACCAAGAAAGAAAGUUACGAUUUAGAAGUUGGUGAUUUCCUCUUCACCCCGGCUGGAGAUGUGCACAGAGUGAAGUAUUUCGAGGACUCGGAAUUCUUCAUCAGGUGGGAUGGGCAAUGGGAUAUCUUCUUGGAUGAAGAUCUUGAUGCUGCACAUGCUGCCAUUGCUAAGGAGAUCAGUUGAGAAAUUAGGUUGUGUUAUGCUAUACAUAUAUGGUAUUUGUUUGUUCCAGCUUGUGUAAGAGAUUGAAGCUUUUGGAAUUUGCUUAAGAGAGGCUCAACUGUUUGCAAGUAUAUUAGUAUUUGUACAUGUUAUAGAAUUGGAAGGUAAUAUUUUUAUGUUAUUUGAAGUAUUCUGAAAUAAUUGUAUGUUUAAA